Salmo salar (Atlantic salmon) is the source of this 1769-nucleotide messenger RNA. Its product is annotated as suppressor of SWI4 1 homolog. Gene Ontology annotation, molecular function: rRNA binding. Lineage: Eukaryota; Metazoa; Chordata; Actinopteri; Salmoniformes; Salmonidae. Gene Ontology annotation, biological process: ribosomal large subunit assembly. Gene Ontology annotation, cellular component: preribosome, large subunit precursor. The record is from RefSeq and is a predicted model, not a curated record.
CUGUAAAUAACUGCAGCUAUAUGCACUUCCUUCCAAUGUUCUGAUGUAAGAUGUUUUUGAUAGUCAUGUUUCUUUUCAUGAAGUCUAAACUAUGCCCUCUUCUAUAUUCAUUAUUUCAGCAUCAGAUAAUAGAAAUUGAACAUAUUCAAAAUAACUAUUUGAAAUGUAGCUACAUUACAACAUAAUAACUUACAGUUUUCACAUGAUGAGAAAUAUAUGAACACCAAAAGCACUGGAUAAAAAGUUAUUAUAACCACUAUUUUCUGCCCUAGGAGACAGUGGAUGGAAAAGCGUGCUAGUUUGAAAUUGAAAAGAGUCGCUGUAGCUAUUGAUAAAGAAGAACAUUAAGACGAUGUAGCUGCUUUAGAAGUGGGAUGCACUGUUGAGCGCUACAUCCUCAUGGGUUCGUGCUGAUUGAACAGAGAUUGUGACAGCCGGUUAAAUGGCGUCCCUUGAGAGGGCAAGAACAAGAUGCAUGUCAGGAGAAGUGCAGUAUUAUCAUAAGGUGAUGUAAACUUGGAAUACGGAGGAAGAACGGAGAGAAAAAGAGAGGCAGAGGAUGUCUAAUAUAGAGGGAGGAAUAGGGUGGGCUUGAGUAGAUUAAAAAUGGCGGGGAAAAGGGAGAUGGUUUGUUAAAGAAGAAUGGUAAAAAGUAAUAGCUUGUGUAAACUAGCACAAGGUAAAUUGCCGCGUCAGGGUGGCUCACUUGUUAUUCUUAAGACAUGCCAAAAUUGCACAUAACCAAAACAACUAGUCACAAAUUAAAUACUGGGGAUGGGCUCUUAUCAAUCAAAACAUGUAUUAAUGCCUUUAUAGAUCCAUAUAUCACCCUUUCAUUUGAAAGAGUAAAUAAAUAUUGAUGCUACCAGCACUUCCACAAGUGCAUCAAUAUUUCGUAAAUAGUUUAAUCCAUUUUCCGUUUCAUGAAUUUGUUCACAGGUAAAUGGUAAUGCGCUAAAACGCUCUGGUGACAAACAAACUUUGCUGCCCUGUUUCCAAUCGUCCACAUGGCUGAGAUAACCUAUUGAAAUUGGCCCACGCAUCACCAUGCAGCUGGUGAAGACCGAGGAGGGAAUGGGAGAGGGGAACAUACUCUACCAUGCAGUCAUUGCCAAGACUGAGGAAGAGCUUCAGGAGAUCCUGAUCCGAAAAGAGGCGCAGAUGAAAGAAAAGCAGGAACGGAAGAAAAAACAAGAGCAGGAUGUUGCUCAAAAGAAAGCGUUACGGGAGAAGAACAAGAAAAGAAGCAUGGCAGGCAUCAAGAGGAAGCGCCAGGAGGAGGAAGAGCAUGACCCUGAAGUGGAGGAUCCUGGGAACCAGGAUAACAGGCCUCUGGUUGUUGAAUCUGACGACGAGGCAGAGUACUACAGACAGGCUGUAGGGGAGAAGCCAGAUGAAGAUAUGUUCCCUGCAGCCAAGAGGAGGCAAAGACCUGUAAGGCCCUUAGGAGGACCCUUCAAGAAGAGGAAACCGUUCUCUGGCAACAACGGGGAAAACAAACAUGGUUCCACGUCACCUCAUAGGUCUGGUCCAGGAGGGAAACCCAGAGACCGAAUGGGGGGUGACGGGGACAAGAAAGAGGGAAAGAAAUUUGGGGAUGGGGGCAAAUCCUUUGGAAAGAUGUCACCGGGGGGCAAGAGGUUUGGAGGAAAGACAUUUGGGGAUGGGGCAAACGGUUUGGAGGACAGAGGAAUGUAUUCCUUCAUGAUAGGACAUUGGUAUAGCAACAAGUCAGCUGGAGGACUGGAUGAAAAUGCAAUGAUGUAAUU